AUGAAACGAGCAACAGAUCCAACUCUAGCAGGGCCGCAGCAAAAGAGGCCCAACACCACCGAGCUCAGCCAGGAAGAGUCCGUUGCCGACGUCGAUAUGUCUCCCUCCUCCUCCUCCUCCUCCUCCUCCUCCUCUGCCGCCGCCGCUCCUCAAGAUUCCAAGGACUUUUUCAAGCCCAUUGGCGAAUAUGUUACCGAUGACAGCCAGCAAGCUCCUUCCAACGCUACUGGCGCUGAGGGCGAGCAGGAGCCAAAGAUGGUCGAAGAGAUCAGCUCCCUCUGCAUGGAGUGUCACGAACAAGGUACCACUCGUAUGCUUCUAACCUACAUCCCUUACUUCCGUGAGGUGAUCGUCGUCUCCUUCUUCUGCCCUCAUUGCGGCAACCGUAACAGUGAGAUCCAGUCCGCUGGUCACAUUCAGCCCAAAGGUUGCUUUUACACUGUCCACGUCACCAACACGCAAGAUUUGAACCGUCAGGUCGUUAAGUCUGAACACUGCACCGUCAAGAUUCCCGAGCUUCAGAUCGAGAUCCCUCCCAAGAAGGGUCAGUUGACCACCAUCGAAGGUAUCGUUUCGGAUAUGCUUCGCGAUCUUGAGCUUGACCAGCCGCUGCGGAAACACGUGCAGCCUGAGGUGUAUGCCAAGAUCGAAGAGGUUUGCGAUAAGUUGAGGCUAAUUCUCGGUCAAGAGAAGGCCAGCGAGGAUGAUGGUGCCAAGGAGGAGCACGAGCUUGGUGCAUCUGGUUUGCGAAGUCUAGGACCUGUCGGUGGCAGCUCUUCCAACAUGACUUCCGAGGAGAAGGCCAACCGUACCUUCCCGCCCUUCUCGAUCCGUCUUGACGACCCUUCCGGCAAUUCGUUUGUCGAGUUUAUGGGCGAUAUCAAGGCUCGUGGUAUGUCGGAUGCUAAAUGGAGCAAGCGUGACUACCCCCGUACCAAGGAACAGAACCAACUUCUCGGUCUCGACGGCAACGCCGCUGCACAAGACGAAGGACUACACACCACCGGCUUCGACAAAUCCGCCGGCGAAACUGAAUUCGACAACGAACAAGUCUUCACCUUCGCCGGCAUCUGUUCCUCCUGCAACGCUCCUCUCGACACCCGUAUGAAGAAAGUCAACAUCCCCUACUUCAAAGACAUUCUCAUCAUGUCGACCAAUUGCGAAAACUGCGGUUACAAAGACAACGAAGUCAAAUCAGGCUCAGCCAUCUCGGAACAAGGUCGCAAACUCACCCUGAAAGUACAAGACAAAGAGGAUCUCUCUCGGGAUGUGCUCAAGUCCGAGACCGCUGGAUUUGCCAUCCCGGAGAUUGAUUUGCAUUUGGCACCUGGAACGUUGGGUGGAAGGUUUACCACCUUGGAAGGCUUACUGCAGCAGGUGUAUGACGAGUUGAGCGACAGGGUGCUGAUGAGGGGUGAUUCGAGUACUCAGAAGAGUAACUUUGAAGGCUUUUUGAAGAAAUUGAAGAGUGUCAUUAGUUGCGAGACACUGCCGUACACGGUCAUCUUGGAUGAUCCCUUGGCCAACUCGUACAUUCAGAACCCGUAUGCGCCCGAUCCGGAUGAACAGAUUGAGGAGGAGAGAUACACGAGGUCCUAUGACCAGAAUGAGGAUUUGGGCUUGAAUGAUAUCAAUGUUGAUAACUAUCAGGAGGAGGCUAAUGCUGCCGCUCUUCCUGCUGAGGCUCGUCCUGGUGCUGGUGCUGGUGCUGGUGCGCAGUCGUAA
Molecule: messenger RNA, 1725 nt
Organism: Ustilago hordei
Lineage: Eukaryota; Fungi; Basidiomycota; Ustilaginomycetes; Ustilaginales; Ustilaginaceae
Product: putative ZPR1 - protein binds to translation elongation factor eEF-1
Exons: 1
Coding region: 1-1725 (574 amino acids)
Cellular component (GO): cytoplasm; nucleus
Molecular function (GO): zinc ion binding
Source: RefSeq, a predicted model, not a curated record